UGACUAAACAGAAUUCGAUAAACGACUUUUCAGUCAGAAAAUACUGCACAAUAUUAAAAAUAAAAUUAUUUUGAGCCAUCUAAACUGUAACUGAUUAUUUUGCGGCUGCUUUCACGUUGUUGUGUUUUGGUUAGCGAUUGGUGAGAAAUUAGAAAAUUAUUUUUAAAUAAUUAUGCCACCCAAGAAGAAGGAAGAGCCUGAGCGACCAGCUCUUUUGGGACGUCUUGGCACUAAUCUUAAAGUUGGUCUUGUAGGUUUACCUAAUGUAGGCAAAUCUACAAUAUUUAAUAUCUUAACAUCAAGUCAAGUUGCUGCUGAAAAUUUUCCAUUUUGUACAAUUGAUCCCAAUGAAAGUCGUGUGCCCGUACCAGAUACAAGAUUUGAUUACCUUUGUGAAUAUUACCAACCCUUGAGCAAAGUACCAGCUUUUUUAAAUGUGGUAGAUAUUGCAGGACUUGUUAAAGGAGCAAACGAAGGUCAAGGCUUAGGCAAUGCUUUCUUGUCGCACAUCAAAGCCUGUGAUGCCAUUUUUCAUUUGUGUCGGUGUUUUGAGGAUGAAGAUGUUUCCCAUGUUGAAGGUGACAUUAAUCCAGUUAGGGACAUUGAUAUUAUCAAUGAAGAAUUAAGGCUCAAAGAUGAAGAAUAUCUUCUAGGUAUUGUUGAUAAACUUGAAAGGACAGUCCUGCGAGGAAGUGAUAAAAAAUCAAAACCAGAAUAUGAUAUCUUGUGUAAAAUAAAAGCCUUGUUAGUUGACGAAAAGAAACAUAUAAGGUUUGCUGACUGGAAUGCUGCUGAGAUUGAAGUUCUAAACAAACACCUGUUUUUGACUUCGAAACCUAUGAUUUAUUUAAUCAACCUUUCAGAAAAAGAUUAUAUUAGGAAGAAAAAUAAAUGGUUACCCAAAAUCAAGGAAUGGGUAGACAAACAUGAUCCCAAAGCUGCCAUGAUUCCUUUCAGUGGAGCUUUUGAACAUAAAGUUUCAGAAAUAGAAGAUGCUGAAGAGAAGAAGAAAUUCUGCACUGAAGCUGGUGCCAAUAGUAACUUAGAAAAGAUAAUUGUGACUGGAUAUCGAAGUCUUCAGCUGUGUUACUUCUUCACUGCUGGUAAAGAUGAAGUUAAGGCAUGGACGAUUCAAAAGGGAACCAAGGCUCCUCAGGCAGCUGGUAGAAUUCAUACAGAUUUUGAAAAGGGUUUUAUUAUGGCUGAGGUUAUGAAAUUUGAUGACUUUAAAGAAGAAAAAACUGAAGCUGCUGUGAAGGCUGCUGGAAAAUAUCGGCAACAAGGUAGAAAUUACAUUGUAGAAGAUGGAGAUAUAAUACUAUUUAAAUUUAAUGCAGGUGCAGGUCUGCAAGCAAAGAAAAAGUGAUGUAAAUUGCAAUACUCAGAUCUAAUAAAUUCUUGUAUUUAUUA
This is a messenger RNA of Parasteatoda tepidariorum (common house spider), 1410 nucleotides long. Its product is annotated as obg-like ATPase 1. Gene Ontology annotation, molecular function: ATP binding; ATP hydrolysis activity; GTP binding. Lineage: Eukaryota; Metazoa; Arthropoda; Arachnida; Araneae; Theridiidae. The record is from RefSeq and is a predicted model, not a curated record. Gene Ontology annotation, cellular component: cytoplasm.